Messenger RNA from Rhinichthys klamathensis goyatoka, 890 nucleotides. It is a transcript of the gene rasd4, whose product is annotated as rasd family member 4. The record is from RefSeq and is a predicted model, not a curated record. The transcript has a single exon. Bases 40 to 666 code for a protein of 208 amino acids. NCBI's taxonomy places the organism in Eukaryota, Metazoa, Chordata, Actinopteri, Cypriniformes, Leuciscidae. Gene Ontology annotation, molecular function: GTPase activity; GTP binding.
ACAUUCAGCAGAGAGCUUGAGUAUCUGGGAUUGGGAAUCAUGUCUCUGGAAGUCAAGGAAAAGACAGAGGUGCGAUUGGUGUUCAUGGGAGCUGCAGGUGUUGGGAAAACAGCCCUGAUUAAACGUUUCCUACAAGACAGCUUCGAGCCCAAACAUCGGCGCACAGUGGAGGAGCUCCACAGCAAGGAGUACGAGGUGGCCGGGGUCAAAGUGACCGUCAACAUCAUGGACACGAGCGGAAGCUACUCCUUCCCGGCCAUGAGGAAGCUCUCCAUCCAGAACGGAGACGCCUUCGCACUGGUCUACUCCGUGGACGACCCCGAAUCCCUCGAGGCCGUCAAGAGCCUGCGCGAGGAAAUCAUGGAGGUCAAGGAGGACAAGUUCACACCCAUCGUAGUGGUGGGCAACAAGACGGACCGACUGCACGAGCGAAGGGUGUCCGCGGACGACGUGCUGGCGAAGGUGGAGAUGGACUGGAACAACUGCUUCCUGGAGGCCUCGGCCAAAGACAACGAGAACGUGAUGGAGGUGUUCAGGGAGUUGCUCCAGCAAGCCAACCUCCCCAGCCUCCUCAGCCCGGCCUUGCGUCGCCGCAGGGAGACCAUUCCCAAAGACAAGGGUCUACGGCCGCCCAUGAACAAGGCCAACAGCUGCUCAGUCUCCUAAAGCCCGCGAGAGAAAGACGAGCGAGGACGGCGAGGGUCGAGGUUCUUCUCGACGCCGACGCUGAAGCAAAGCGAAGAUGUGGAAGGCUCUUUUAAGGCACAUGAAGACGCUUUUGUUACAUAGCGAAACUUCACAUAAUCCCGCUCCCAAAAUCAGCAUCCACCGCAGUGAUGAAGGGAAACAACGAUUUCAGAGAAAGGGGAGGAUGAUCAAAAGACAAUGAA